Messenger RNA from Aspergillus brunneoviolaceus CBS 621.78, 2346 nucleotides. RefSeq lists its product as uncharacterized. The transcript has a single exon. The coding region runs from base 1 to 2346 and encodes 781 amino acids. The record is from RefSeq and is a predicted model, not a curated record. NCBI's taxonomy places the organism in Eukaryota, Fungi, Ascomycota, Eurotiomycetes, Eurotiales, Aspergillaceae.
AUGGCUGGUUACAAUUUGAGGAAGACUGCAGGACGGUCGUCAAGGGUCCAGAAAGGAUCUGGCUCUCCUGCAGUGGGCGGCAAACGUGGGACAGGACCCUUGCUCCAGCCUGAGAGUCCCCUUUCAGGGGAUCAGGUGUCCCAAACUGCUGCCAGGCGGACUGUUGAGCAAUCUACAUCCACUGUACGCAUCACGCGUAGAACAAAAACCUCCAAGCCAACAGUCCGCCGCCCACAUGAAACAAUUGAAAGUCCCGAAGCUUCUAAGACGGCAGUGGAAACCCCAUCCCAGAAGCGAAGAAAGUCGCUGGCAGCUAUGGAGGCCACACUGCAGAAGGCAUACAAAGAAAGUAAUAUGGCCCCGCGUAAUGGUCAUAAGGUACCUACUGGAAGACACGAGGCUGUUCACGCACGGAAACCAAAUACUGUCUCCUAUGAAACUAAUGAUGAAAUCGAAGACACUGACAAAUCUGAGAGCAUUGACUUUGCAAACACUGAUGAAUUAUUUGCGUAUGACACUAACGCUGCCAUUGUCGAUAUAAAUGACUCUGAUGUAGACGAUUCUGAUCAAGAAGAUUAUAUUGAGACCACUAAUAUCUUUAUUCCAAUCUCAUUGGCUGAUACCGAUGCUAUGGAAGAAGCCGCGACAUACGCAAGGCUCAACUUGAAUGAUGCCACUAUUACAAUGUACCAAGGUAGGUUUAAGGAACGCCUCGAGGGCAUCACUAGGCACAUUUUCCAGAUUCUCGGCAAUCUUAAGUCAAGCGAUUCAAUAUUCUCAAGCCCUUUUACGAACUCAACGUGGGUUACUAUAUCACCCCGCCAGAACAAGGUCGAUUUAGUUAUCAAUGCUAUGGAAAAAGCUGUAUUGCCAGCAGCAAGAACUAUCCUCGGGGCCCCAAGUCUUACUCGCGACGGAAUCCUCGCCCUGUCGCCUAUAAAUAGUAAGCAUUUGAAAAAGGGAACAUAUCUUGAUAUUGUGACAAAUGAUUUGGAUGAAACCGAACAUGCUCUUUAUAAUGGAUCAGGAACCGGAACAGCAAAACCGACCGAAUCAGGAGUAUGGGGUCGAUAUGCAAAUCACCAACGCUAUCUCGCAGCACCUCCUGGACCUGACGAAAGUCAACACUAUCGAUAUAUUCGCAGUGGUGGCCAGCGCAGAACAAACUUUAGGCUAGUAAGUAUAUUCGAGACAGCAGAAGAUACUUCAGUAUCGAUCGAGGAUCCCGAUUGGCUUGUUAUUCUGUGGGAAACUGUUCAGAUUUUGAUGACAAGGAGCUAUGAUGUGCACGCCCACUUCGGGAAAUUCAACAAUGCGGCAUGUGUACAAUUAUUCGCGGAUAUUGCAGAUUUUACGAUCCCACAUAGUUUUCCUCGGCCCGCAGAGCCUUUGAACAAAGCCCUCCCAAUCAAGCAGGGUAUUAAGAAACACAUUCGCCCCACAAAAUGUUCCAACUGUGGAGCGAAACUCGGGAAAUCUGGCUGGAGUAAUGUCCCAGGUACGCUUGAUAAAAUAUGGUGUGCCGUUUGUUAUACGUAUUACAGAAGAAACGCGGACGUGCGCCCAGAAAGCAUGUAUGCGAGCCCAUGGAUUGGGAGCGAGCGGGUAUGUUAUACACUGGGUUGCCCAAGUCUAGGGGUGCUUCUGCACCACCCAGACCCGGAACUUAAGGGAAAGUACUUGUGUGAAAAGUGUCUUUACAUAUAUCAAGACCCCCCAGAGCUACGUGUGUGCAUUGAUUGCGGUUCAAAAGACAUGACGAAUCGGUGGACAAAAUGUUUCGGGCAAGCGCGCAAAUGGAGAUGUGGACCUUGCACUACUAAGUGGAAGGUCGCCGAAAGGGAGCGCGACCCACCACCUGCGAAGCCCAGCAAAUGUUGGCAUUGCAGAAAGCCCGCAUCCAAGAAAACCCGAGGCUCUUUGCUUACAUGGAACACAGAGUGCAGAAAAUGGCUUUGUGAGAACUGCAGAUCUUCUUGUUCUAAGAACUCAGUGCUCCCAUUCGUGCGCAGACAAACAGAAGGCAUCGAGUUUAGGUGUGAUACACCAGAAUGCCAACGGGUAAAAAGUCGGUGGUGGAGAUUGUUUCGAGACAAUCAAGACCAGUCUGUCAAACUGUAUUGUCGUCAGUGUCGAUUUCAAAGCGCGCACCAAAGUUUGCCGAAUGAUGAGACCUUUCACACAUGGAUGUGGCUCAGACCUGGGAGACGUCGAAAGUUUCGAGCCGACCUUCUCCGGGACUACCUGGCGAGAUAUCAAAUCAACAAUAGUCCUGAGGCAAUCCGACUCUUAAGCGCAACAGACAAUAAUCAGAUAGAUGAGCAAAUGAAUAUUGCAAACCACUGA